Molecule: messenger RNA, 957 nt
Organism: Cololabis saira (Pacific saury)
Lineage: Eukaryota; Metazoa; Chordata; Actinopteri; Beloniformes; Belonidae
Product: 5-hydroxytryptamine receptor 1B
Biological process (GO): G protein-coupled receptor signaling pathway
Cellular component (GO): membrane
Molecular function (GO): G protein-coupled receptor activity
Source: RefSeq, a predicted model, not a curated record
AUGGAUGCAGAGGAGUUGAUUGAAUCCAUCAUCAUUGCGCUCAUGUUCAUAGCAUGGAUCCUGGGAAACAACUGGUUGGCUACAGUAUCCCUUCCUAGGCAGAAAUCUGGCAUCUGCACCAACAAGAUCCUUUUCAUUAACUUGGCCAUCUCCAACCUCAUCACCAACUACCUGGUGGACCUGCCAGACACCAUGGCAAACUUUGCUGGAAGGUGGUUUCUGGGGGAAACCUUGUGUGGUAUUUUUCGUUUUUGUGCCGACCUCUCCGAAACCAGCAGCAUCUUCACAACUUUCUUUGGCCCGGCCUUUAUCAGUGCCUUUUGGCACCAGAAGCUGGUUGGAUCCCUCCAGUGUGGAGGUGCACCCGUGCAGCUGGACAGUCUGUUGACUGGGAGCUGGACGAUGGCUGUAGUCUUCAGCAUCCCACACUUCUUUUCUGUCUCAAUGAGACAUCAGACAUCAAACGAUAGCCACGAAGACAGUAUAGAUGUUUUCCCAAAUGUGCUUACCCAACAAACCUAUGAGAUCAUUUAUUCAACCGUGGCCAAUGCCUUUCCUCCAGCAGGGAUCAUAUUUGCAAGUGUCCAGAUCGUUGUUACUUUGCUCCAAAACCAAAGGCGUAUAGGGAACCAUAACUCUUAUCCAGCCAAUGAACUGGUUAUAGGAAACAAAACUGGAAACAGAUCAAUCAGCAUUGUUUCAAGUCCAGGCACCUCUAAAGAGCUCAAAGAUCCCCUAAGCCAAGUUUCAAAAGGUCAACCUACAUCUUCCAUGCUAAAUGUUGGACUGGCAGGAGAGUCCCCACUCAGGGACUCAAGCCAGGGCAGCAAGGAGCGUGGUGGCUGUGACCGUGUGGUCCUGGUCUGCUGGCUGACUCACAUGGUUCUGCACAUCGCCAACAGCAUCCACAUUUCAUCUAUCAUAGUAGAGGUGGCCAGCUAUUUUGCAGCUUCCUAA